CGGGCAGGGGAGCCAGGAUGCCAAAAUGAAGUUCAAUCCCUUUGUGACUUCUGACCGAAGCAAGAACCGGAAAAGACAUUUCAAUGCGCCUUCCCACAUUCUCAGGAAGAUUAUGUCUUCCCCUCUUUCGAAAGAGCUGAGACAGAAGUACAACGUCCGAUCCAUGCCCAUCCGAAAGGAUGAUGAAGUUCAGGUUGUACGAGGGCACUACAAAGGGCAGCAAAUUGGCAAAGUAGUCCAGGUUUACAGGAAAAAAUAUGUCAUCUACAUUGAACGAGUGCAGCGGGAGAAGGCUAAUGGCACGACUGUCCAUGUGGGCAUUCACCCCAGCAAGGUAGUCAUCACCAGGCUAAAACUGGACAAAGACCGCAAAAAGAUCCUCGAACAUAAAGCCAAAUCUCGCCAAGUAGGAAAGGAGAAGGGCAAAUAUAAGGAAGAAACAAUUGAGAAGAUGCAGGAAUAAAGUAAUCGUGUAUACAACUUUCAUUAAAAACUGUUAAAAUGAAAAAAAAAAAAAAA
Molecule: messenger RNA, 519 nt
Organism: Hippopotamus amphibius kiboko
Lineage: Eukaryota; Metazoa; Chordata; Mammalia; Artiodactyla; Hippopotamidae
Product: 60S ribosomal protein L26-like
Exons: 1
Coding region: 26-463 (145 amino acids)
Biological process (GO): cytoplasmic translation; ribosomal large subunit biogenesis
Cellular component (GO): ribosome; cytosolic large ribosomal subunit
Molecular function (GO): structural constituent of ribosome; RNA binding
Source: RefSeq, a predicted model, not a curated record